This is a messenger RNA of Medicago truncatula (barrel medic), 1043 nucleotides long. Its product is annotated as salicylic acid-binding protein 2. The transcript has 3 exons. The coding region runs from base 65 to 877 and encodes 270 amino acids. The record is from RefSeq and is a predicted model, not a curated record. NCBI's taxonomy places the organism in Eukaryota, Viridiplantae, Streptophyta, Magnoliopsida, Fabales, Fabaceae. Gene Ontology annotation, molecular function: methyl jasmonate esterase activity; methyl indole-3-acetate esterase activity; methyl salicylate esterase activity. Gene Ontology annotation, biological process: salicylic acid metabolic process; jasmonic acid metabolic process.
GAGCUAAGCUAAAGGUCUAUCUACUAGCUCAUUCCUAAUUAUAGAGAUAUAAUACAUUAUCAAGAUGUUGAAACUUCUCUUCUUUAUUCUUUCAUUUUUCAUUGGUGUUAAUGGGAAGCACUUUGUGCUUGUUCAUGGACCUUUCCAUGGUGCAUGGUCUUGGUAUAAGGUUGCAACUAUGCUGAAAUCAGCUGGUCAUAAUGUUACAACUAUUGAAUUGGCUGGUUGUGGUAUCAGUCCAAUACAGGUUCAAGAGAUUCAUUCAAUUUCACAAUAUUAUGAACCUUUUAUGACAUUUAUGGAAUCUCUUCCUCCAAAGGAGAAGGUGAUUCUUGUGGGUCAUAGUUUUGGAGGGAUACCCUUAUCUGUUGCUAUGGAAAAAUUCCCUAACAAAAUUUCUGUUGCAGUUUUUAUCACUGCAUUGGUGCUUAGUGAAAAAUUUGAUUUCAGAAAUUAUAUUCAAGAGUAUACCACUAGACAGGGAACAUCCCAGUUAUUCUUCUUUAAUGGGACAAAUAAUCCUCCAACUGCCUCGUUGUUUGGACCCAAACUCUUGGCAGCUCAUCUAUAUCAAUUAUCGCCUCAUGAGGAUUUGACACUUGGAUUAUCGUUAGUGAGGCCACAUCCUAACUUUAAUGACGAAAAACUAUUAUUGAAAGAAACAAGAGUUACCAAGCAUAGGUAUGGAAGGGUGCCUAAAGUCUACAUCAUCAGCAAAGAAGACAUUUUGUUUCCAGAGGAUUAUCAAAUGUGGGUGAUUGGGAAUACUGGUCCAUAUGUUGAGGUGAAAGUGAUAAAUGGUUCAGAUCAUAUGGUCAUGUUCUCCAAACCAAAAAAACUCACCUCUCACAUUCUAAAGAUUGCUCACAAAUACUAACAAGGAUUUCAAUUCAUUAGUGUUUUUAAUCAAAAGCUUUAAGAUUUUCAUCGUUGUUAGUUUGUGAUUUUAUUGAUGUUGUGUAUUGUUUUGUUUAGCAAAGAUGUUGUGUAUUGUUUUUAAAAUAAAUGGUGAUAAUUAGUGAAAUUAUUAUUAAUUAAAUUGA